Pan troglodytes (chimpanzee) is the source of this 1190-nucleotide messenger RNA. It is a transcript of the gene KRTCAP3, whose product is annotated as keratinocyte associated protein 3. The transcript is spliced from 4 exons. Lineage: Eukaryota; Metazoa; Chordata; Mammalia; Primates; Hominidae. The record is from RefSeq and is a predicted model, not a curated record. The coding region runs from base 155 to 961 and encodes 268 amino acids.
AGCGUCGUGUGUUCGCGCCUUUCCCGCCAGGGGGAGCGGGCCCGGGGCGGAGGCGGGGCCCAGGUGGGAGGGGGACCCGGGACGGAGGCGGGGCCCAGGUUGGGGCGGGGCCGGGCCCAGGUACAGCGGCCCUGCGGCUGGCGCGGCGGACGGGAUGAGGCGCUGCAGUCUCUGCGCUUUCGACGCCGCCCGGGGGCCCAGGCGGCUGAUGCGUGUGGGCCUCGCGCUGAUCUUGGUGGGCCACGUGAACCUGCUGCUGGGGGCCGUGCUGCAUGGCACCGUCCUGCGGCACGUGGCCAAUCCCCGCGGUGCUGUCACGCCGGAGUACACCGUGGCCAAUGUCAUCUCCGUCGGCUCGGGGCUGCUGGUGAGCGCGGCAGGCGACCCGGGCGGGGGCCGGGCUCCCGGAGAGCCCAGCAGGCCAAAGGCUUUGUGUCUUCCACAGAGCGUUUCCGUGGGACUUGUGGCCCUCCUGGCGUCCAGGAACCUUCUUCGCCCUCCACUGCACUGGGUCCUGCUGGCACUAGCUCUGGUGAACCUGCUCUUGUCCGCUGCCUGCUCCCUGGGCCUCCUUCUUGCUGUGUCACUCACUGUGGCCAACGGUGGCCGCCGCCUUAUUGCUGACUGUCACCCAGGACUGCUGGAUCCUCUGGUACCACUGGAUGAGGGGCCGGGACAUACUGACUGCCCCUUUGACCCCACAAAAAUCUAUGAUACAGCCUUGGCUCUCUGGAUCCCUUCUUUGCUCAUGUCUGCAGGGGAGGCUGCUCUAUCUGGUUACUGCUGUGUGGCUGCACUUACUCUACGUGGAGUUGGGCCCUGCAGGAAGGACGGACUUCAGGGGCAGGUAAGGAAGGCGAACAGGAAGGGUUCAUUCCACAGAGAUUGGCUGUGUUGCAAAGAUGCUGACCGGCCGGGUGCGGAGGCUCACACCUGUAAUCCCAGCACUUUGGGAGGCUGAGGCAGGCGGAUCACUUGAGGUCAGGAGUUUGAGACCAGCCUGGACAACAUGGUGAAACCUCGUCUCUACUAAAAAUACAAAAAAUUAGGUGGGGUGGUGGGCGCCUGUAAUCCCAGCUACUUGGAAGGCUGAGGCAGGAGAAUCGCUUGAACCCGGAAGGCGGAGGUUGCAGUGAACCGAGAUCGCGCCACUGCACUCCAGCCUGGGCAACAGAGCGAGGCUCCGUCAC